Camelina sativa (false flax) is the source of this 567-nucleotide messenger RNA. Lineage: Eukaryota; Viridiplantae; Streptophyta; Magnoliopsida; Brassicales; Brassicaceae. The record is from RefSeq and is a predicted model, not a curated record.
AUGGAAUUUGUGACCGGGCUGCCUAUGAGUAAGCUUAAGCAUGAUGUGGUCUGGGUGGUUGUGGACAGAUUAACCAAAUCUGCACAAUUCAUCGCAAUCGCGGAGACUGAUGGUGUCGAAGUAAUCGCGGUCAGAUACAUCGAAGAGAUAGUCCGGCUGCACAGAGUGCCGUGCUGUAUGGCCGAGCAUGUCGAACGCCGUUGUGCUGGACGCCGGUUGCGUAACGAGAUGGCCAAAAAGUUGAAGUUUUUGAAAAUCAAUUUGAAAGAAGCCCAAAACCGACAAAAAAGUUAUGGGGACAAAAGUCGAAAGGAGUUGGAGUUUGAAGUGGGCGACCUAGUGUAUCUUAAGGCGAUGACCUAUAAGGGAAAAGGGCGAUUCACCAAGAGGAAAAAGUUGAGCCCAAGUGAAGAGGAUGAAGUGGUCGAGGAUGUGCCACCUGAAUUGCGAGAAAACCUGACGGUGGAAGCAACGCCUAUUCGAAUCAUUGAUUGCAUGGUAAAGGGAAUGCGCAGGAAAAAGAUUAACAUGGUGAAGAUUUUGUGGAACUGCGGUGGACACGAAUAA